UCUAGGCAUCAUUUCUGCCGCAUUCGUUCGUCUCUUCUGCUAUCGGCAUUGUACGGGGCACGUGUGAAAAACGUACAAGUUUUCGUUAACUUCUAAUUGACUGUACAAGAGUGUUUUUUGGAGCAUAUAAAAUGGAGUCCGAAUCGUUUUAUGGUGUGACCCUCAGCGAAAAAGAGCCUUUAGCACAGUUUGAUGUGCCAGAAAUACCUGAGGAGUAUGUUGUGCACUCACACAAGUUGAUCAUCAAACAGAUUUCCCUGGGACCAGAUGCGAAAACGGGCGAAUACAAUGUUGUGCAGGCAGAAACAAAUGUGAACGAAGAAGGCGCGAAGAAGACAGUCAAAAUUCCUAUUGCCGUUUUAAAAGUCGGCGAAACUCGCACUUUGCAUCCAAAUGUGGAAUUUCCCAAUGGCUCAGUCACAUUUAAGCUUGUCCAAGGCACGGGGCCGGUCUAUGUGUACGGCAAGGCGGAGAUGAACUUGGGUGAAUACGAUGAUGCUCAUAUGUAUGAGGAGUAUUCGGACGAGGAAGACGAAAGUGAAUUGGAGCUUGACGAGGAAGCUUCGCCACAGACAAAUGGAAAGAGCAAUAAAAAGAAGUAAUUAACAAAUACAAUAAUACACCCAGUAAACUAAGUAACAAAGCGGAAUAAAAAAUCAAUCAUAAAUGUUUACAGUAGAACUCUGAAACAAAACAUAUUUUUGGUAAAGUAUGAAUAAACAAAAAGCAAUUCAAAACAAA
Drosophila innubila is the source of this 741-nucleotide messenger RNA. Its product is annotated as nucleoplasmin-like protein. Lineage: Eukaryota; Metazoa; Arthropoda; Insecta; Diptera; Drosophilidae. The coding region runs from base 132 to 602 and encodes 156 amino acids. Gene Ontology annotation, molecular function: RNA binding; chromatin binding; histone binding. The record is from RefSeq and is a predicted model, not a curated record. Gene Ontology annotation, cellular component: nucleoplasm; cytoplasm; nucleolus. The transcript is spliced from 4 exons. Gene Ontology annotation, biological process: chromatin remodeling.